AUGGGUAUCUUCUCUGCCCAAUUUGCUUAUGCAGUAGCAUUGAUAGUAGCAGCUUCGUUGUGUCUGAUUGAAGCCAAUCAAACUGCAAUCGGAAUUGAAAUUGGAAGCAGAGGGCAGAGAGAGUUCGAUUACUUCAACUUGGCCCUGCAAUGGCCUGGCACUUUCUGCCAACGCACCCGCUAUUGUUGUUCAUCCAAUGCUUGCUGCCGAGGGUUGGUUUUCCUGUUCAUGCGCAAAUUCUCCAACCGUGUUUACAAUCCGUAA
Messenger RNA from Prunus armeniaca (apricot), 264 nucleotides. Lineage: Eukaryota; Viridiplantae; Streptophyta; Magnoliopsida; Rosales; Rosaceae. The record is from the annotation of a GenBank genome assembly.